This is a messenger RNA of Dermatophagoides farinae (American house dust mite), 976 nucleotides long. RefSeq lists its product as uncharacterized. Lineage: Eukaryota; Metazoa; Arthropoda; Arachnida; Sarcoptiformes; Pyroglyphidae. The record is from RefSeq and is a predicted model, not a curated record.
GUAUUGGAAUUUAUUUCGUUUCAUCGUCUUUUUUUUUAGUCGGAUCAAUUAAAGAAAAUAUUCAACCAAACAAAAAAAAAAAAAAUGAUUCGAUUUGCUAUUGUGGCAUUAAUAUGUGCAGCCACUGUUGUUAAUGGUCAAUAUACUAAAGCUAAAAAUUGUUCCGUCGAUGUUUUCGAUGAAAGUUUUGCUAAAGCAUAUGGUCAUUUUGGUCUUGAAUAUUUGGAAUUGCCUAAAACACAGGCUAAAUUGAAAGAAUAUUGUCGGGAUAUUGCCAAUAAUAAAAUUUUAUCCAAAGAUUUUGGUGAACGUUGUUUGACCGGUACAUCACAAACAUUAUUAAAUCUACAAGUUUACAAUGUUGAUCGUGUGAAUAAACCAUAUUGUGCUAAAAAUGGAAAAAAACGAGAAGCAUUCGUUCGAUGGUCAAAAUGUGGUAAUGCUGCAAAACCGGAAACGAAAAAAUGUUGGGAUGUAAUGAAUGAAGGCAUGAAUUUGGCUCGUAAAGUUGCCAAUAAUAAAUCACGUAUACCAAUUGUUUGCUGUAAAUAUUAUGCCUGGAUCAAAUGUAAUAGUAAUGCAUGGAAAAAAACUGCCGAUUGUGAUCAAGAAUCAAUCGAUGGUUAUGAACAAUUGAUCCAUAAAGCAACUGUUGAUUCAAUGAAUUUAAUCUGUAAUCGUUAUGAAGAUGAUGAUGUUAAAUGUUCGAAAUUAUUUGAAGAAAUACCUAAAAAGAAAGCUAAAAAUCUUCGACCAUCACCAAUUACUUAUAUUUUCGAUAUUUUUGAAUCAUUGUAAAUUGUGAACAUCAUUUUUGUGACCAUAAUGAUCAAAUAUUUGAAACAUAAUUGAUAAAAAUAUUGAAAACAAUCAAACCAAAAUGAAUUUGCAUAAUCUCAUAAUUGUAAACCAAAUAACUAACAAAUAAUUUUUUUUUUGGCAAAAAAAAUGUCUUUUAGACAUUCAUGGUGAUGAU